Fusarium graminearum PH-1 is the source of this 240-nucleotide messenger RNA. RefSeq lists its product as uncharacterized. The record is from RefSeq and is a predicted model, not a curated record. NCBI's taxonomy places the organism in Eukaryota, Fungi, Ascomycota, Sordariomycetes, Hypocreales, Nectriaceae. The transcript has a single exon. Bases 1 to 240 code for a protein of 79 amino acids.
AUGGCGAGCUUUUCCCAUGGAUGGAUGAAUCGUGAACAAUAUAGAGACGAGGAUAAGAUCGCUACUGCAGUGAGAGAAGGGAAGGAUCUCUGGGGGAGAGAACAGGAUGAAUUUGUCAGAAUUGAGAGGAAUGAGGAUGUACCUCCCCUGGUGCUGGAGGAACCGAAGCGAUCCGACUACAUGAUCAGUCUAGAUGGACCGUCAGCAGGAUUUGAAGAUUACAAAUGGGAAGGACAAUAA